AUGUCCGGGUCGCGCAUGCGCAGCUCCGCCGACGAGGGGAUCGUCUGGCGGACUCCCCCGGAGCUGCGACUGCGAAGGUCCGCGGAGGCGACACCUGGCGGGCCCACGGUCGGCCCCCAGGCGCCGUCAUCGCCCGUGUUGGAUGUCGGGGUGCUGGAACCUGUUCCUCCUGAGAGCCCCGACGACCCUCUGACCUUCCCGCGCUUCCAGGCGGCCUCCCGCGCCUCUAAAUCACGCGGACCUUCCCUCUCCCACCGCGGCCACGCGCGCGCCCACUGCCGCGAAGCGAAGAGAAAAGAAGCGAAUAGAAGAGUAGCGAAGCGCCGCAUCAGAAGAGGCGUAAGACUGUCGCCAAUGCAACAGGAGUCUCGUUUCACGAUACUGCCUCUGGUGGACUACCAGCCCGUCCGCACUACUCUGGUGGACUACCAGCCCGUUCGCACUGCUCUGGUGGACUACCAGCCCGUCCGCACUACUCUGGUGGACUACCAGCCCGUCCGCACAGCUCUGGUGGACUACCAGCCCGUCCGCACUGCUCUGGUGGACUACCAGCCCGUCCGCACAGCUCUGGUGGACUACCAGCCCGUCCGCACUGCUCUGGUGGACUACCAGCCCGUCCGCACUGCUCUGGUGGACUACCAGCCCGUCCGCACUGCUCUGGUGGACUACCAGCCCGUCCGCACUGCUCUGGUGGACUACCAGCCCGUCCGCACUGCUCUGGUGGACUACCAGCCCGUCCGCACUGCUCUGGUGGACUACCAGCCCGUCCACACUGCUCUGGUGGACUACCAGCCCGUUCGCACUGCUCUGGUGGACUACCAGCCCGUCCGCACUACUCUGGUGGACUACCAGCCCGUUCGCACUGCUCUGGUGGACUACCAGCCCGUCCGCACUGCUCUGGUGGACUACCAGCCCGUCCGCACUGCUCUGGUGGACUACCAGCCCGUCCGCACUGCUCUGGUGGACUACCAGCCCGUCCGCACUGCUCUGGUGGACUACCAGCCCGUCCGCACUGCUCUGGUGGACUACCAGCCCGUCCGCACUGCUCUUGUGGACUACCAGCCCGUCCGCACUGCUCUGGUGGACUACCAGCCCGUCCGCACUGCUCUGGUGGACUACCAGCCCGUCCGCACUGCUCUGGUGGACUACCAGCCCGUCCGCACUGCUCUGGUGGACUACCAGCCCGUCCGCACUGCUCUGGUGGACUACCAGCCCGUCCGCACUGCUCUGGUGGACUACCAGCCCGUCCGCACUGCUCUGGUGGACUACCAGCCCGUCCGCACUGCUCUGGUGGACUACCAGCCCGUCCGCACUACUCUGGUGGACUACCAGCCCGUCCGCAAUGCUCUGGUGGACUACCAGCCCGUCCGCACUACUCUGGUGGACUACCAGCCCGUCCGCACUACUCUGGUGGACUACCAGCCCGUCCGCACUGCUCUGGUGGACUACCAGCCCGUCCGCACUGCUCUGGUGGACUACCAGCCCGUCCGCACUGCUCUGGUGGACUACCAGCCCGUCCGCACUGCUCUGGUGGACUACCGCGGCAAGUGA
Messenger RNA from Bacillus rossius redtenbacheri, 1551 nucleotides. RefSeq names its product adhesive plaque matrix protein-like. The record is from RefSeq and is a predicted model, not a curated record. The coding region runs from base 1 to 1551 and encodes 516 amino acids. The transcript is spliced from 4 exons. Lineage: Eukaryota; Metazoa; Arthropoda; Insecta; Phasmatodea; Bacillidae.